Molecule: messenger RNA, 960 nt
Organism: Zootoca vivipara (common lizard)
Lineage: Eukaryota; Metazoa; Chordata; Lepidosauria; Squamata; Lacertidae
Product: olfactory receptor 14I1-like
Biological process (GO): G protein-coupled receptor signaling pathway
Cellular component (GO): membrane
Molecular function (GO): G protein-coupled receptor activity; olfactory receptor activity
Source: RefSeq, a predicted model, not a curated record
ACACAAGGGAAUAUGCACAAUCUUACAUCCAUGUCUGCCUUUCUGCUGCUGGAAUUCUCAGACGUUCGAGAACUGCAAAUCUUACACUUCUUUAUAUUUCUGGUAUUGUACUUAAUGGCAAUAAUAGGGAAUCUUCUCAUUUCUAUUGCUAUUGCUCUUGAUCAUCGCCUUCACACACCCAUGUACUUCUUUCUUCUGAAUUUGGCCAUCAUGGAUAUUGGAACAGUUUCAGUCAUGGUACCCAAAUCAAUGGAGAUUUCCCUCCUAAAUUGCAGAUUUAUUUCGUAUUUUGGAUGCGUUGCUCAAGUUUUCUUUCAGUACUUAUUUGGAGCAUCUGACUAUGCUCUGCUAACUAUAAUGGCACAUGACCGAUAUGUGGCCAUUUGCAACCCACUCCACUAUGAGACAAUUAUGCACAAAGGAGCCUGCAUUCGAAUGGUAGCCAUUGUGUGGAUUGUAGGUCUUCUUUAUGCCACAUUACAUACUGGGAUCACCUUUGCCAACACGUUUUGUUCUAAUGCUGUCAAUCAAUUCUUCUGUGAAAUCCCAAAGUUAUUGAAGCUCUCCUGUUCUAACUUUUACUUAGUGGAAGUUGGAGUUAUUGUGCUAAGCUCCAGUAUAGCACUUGGGUGUUUCAUUUUCAUCAUCAUAACUUACAUGGAGAUCUUUUCUACAGUGCGCAAAAUCCCUUCUGUCCAUGGUAAGAAAAAAGCCCUUUCCACUUGCCUCCCCCACCUCACUGUUGUCUCUGUCUUACUGUUCACUGGAGUGUUUGCUUAUACAAGGCCUCCCAGUGAAGCUUCUUCUGAUCUAGAUAUAGCUUUUGCUGUGGUGUACUCCAUAAUUCCUCCCACAUUGAAUCCAUUCAUCUACAGCAUGAGAAACAAAGAUAUCAAGACUGCCUUAUGGAAACUCUUAGAUGUGCGGCAUUCUUCUAAAACUAUAUCCAGAAUUCUAUAA